Molecule: messenger RNA, 2610 nt
Organism: Penicillium atrosanguineum
Lineage: Eukaryota; Fungi; Ascomycota; Eurotiomycetes; Eurotiales; Aspergillaceae
Exons: 2
Coding region: 1-2610 (869 amino acids)
Biological process (GO): microtubule nucleation; mitotic cell cycle; meiotic cell cycle
Cellular component (GO): spindle pole; centrosome; equatorial microtubule organizing center
Molecular function (GO): microtubule minus-end binding; gamma-tubulin binding
Source: RefSeq, a predicted model, not a curated record
AUGGCUUUGGCCUUGAGCUCACUGACCGAUGAGCUAAUUACUGUGCUGGCCAGAGUUCCUCCUGACCAGAAGCAAUCCCCGCGCAUCCAGACUCUCCGAAAGCGCGUAGAGGGAGCUCUGCGUCCUGGUACUCAUGGACGUACCAAUCAGUUCGCCGUAGCGCGCAAGUUGGAGGGAUUACAGGAAAAGUUCCAAGUCCUCAACCGAGAUGAGCUGGCCGAUGCUCUAAGUACUCGCCUCAAGGAACUAGAGGGCUAUCGCGACACAUGGCAUCCAGAAAUCCUGAGCCUACUCUUGCAACUUUCAGAUCGCCCAGAUCAAUUAUCAAACCUUGAUCGACUCCCAAUUCCUGCCAACGCCCUCGAAGAAGACAAGUCGCUAUUGUGGUCCGACCUCAAUGCCCAAGGAACCGCCUACAGCCAUGAAGACAUCUGGGAAGAGGUGGAUUUCGCAGCCAACUCUUCAGAAGAUGAACUCUUGUCAAUCUCAGAUGGCGGGGAUCUCAUUUCUUCUAAACUGUUACCAGUGAACCCCGGAUCUCAAGAAAAAGAAUACGUCAUUCCCGAUGAGGUCUUCGGGUCAGGUGAAGACGAAGAUCUCAUUACCUCGAUACAAAAGGCCCAGUUCUGGACACCAGAAAACCAUCCGAAGGUCGCAAAGGACCAGCAAGAUGCAUCCUGCAUUAUCACAGAACUACAGUGUGCCAGAGAGACAAUAUUCAUGCUUCAAGGCUUACCGACAUCCAUCUUCUGGCGCUUGGACACCGACAUUGAAGUUGAUCGCAGAUAUACUCUCGCAUAUUCCUCUCGCACAUCUCUUUCGGCAUUACUGCGAUCAUUCACUAAGAUCGGAGCCAAACUAGAUGUUGCGCGGCGCUUUACAAAGAUGCCGCAGACCAUCCCCUACCUGCAGACCUUCUGCCGGGGCGUAGAGGAAUGGUUGCUUGAGUUUGAUAGGACUCUUUCCCGAAUCCAGUGCGAAUACCUCUCACCUGGCUCGACAGUCAGCUUAAUUCAACUGCUCGAUGAUGUUCGCCGAUACUCUCGCAAUCUCGAAAUGCUGGCUGAACUCAUCUCCAAGCUGGAAUCGACCUCGACUACUCAACCUAUGCGCUGCCUUGACCUAUUUUACAACUUGGUUUGCAUGGUCGAAGCUCUUGGUGACGAGAACGCAUCCGGAAAGCUUGCUAUACUAUUCUUCUCCUGCUUCAAAACAUAUACAAGUUCAAUCCAACUAUGGAUGCAGGCAGGAAAGGUUGAUUCUAAAGACAACACUUUUUUUGUGCGAGUCAACCGGGAGAACGGGGAACUACGUACUCUCUGGCACAACUGGUUCGUAUUGGACGAGGGCAGUAGACGACAGAAUAUCCCUCAAUUUUUGGAACCUGGAGUACAGAAGGUGUUUACGACUGGCAAGAGCAUGGUUUUCUUGCAUCGUUUGAACGCACAACCGGACAUUUCAGAGAAUGAAAGCAGCGAUACGGUUUUCGAUGAAUUUUAUCCUCCAACCGGAUCUUGUUCAUUUUCUCUCCCUUUCUCCGUGCUGGUCGAGACCGCCUUCGAUCGACUGGUAGAUGUCAACCACUCACUUAGCUCUGGGCUGUUACGCAAAGAACUCGACGAACAAUGCGGCUUGUGGACAUCUCUCGAUGCUCUGCAACAUGUGUACCUAGGAAAAGACCUGAGCAUUGUCGGCACUAUUGAUGCGAAGAUCUUCGAGCUGAUGGACCGAGGCCGCUCCUGGGACGACAAAUUCCUGAUCACCGAAGUAACAAGAUCGGCAUUUAGCGUCAUGCCUGGCAUUGACCCAUCAAAGCUGGUUGUGCGAUCAGCGGGCUCUUCAGCUUCCUACAUAUUAAAACGGACCGUCAAAAUUCUCGAAACAAUUUCAAUAGAUUAUGUCCUUCCUUGGCCUGUGGCAAAUAUCAUCACCCAAGACGCCAUCCAAUCCUACCGGCUCAUUUCCACCUUCCUCAUGCAGAUCCGGCGUGCCAAGUAUGCUAUUGUGCGGGAGCGCAUAAGAGAUGCACGCAAUUCCGUCACAGAUGAUCAACAUGAUACUCUUAUCCACGCUCUGCAUCACAACUUCCUCUGGUUCCUCGACUUCCUCUACUCACACCUCACAUACCUGGUUAUCUCCACCGCAGAGCAAUCAUUACGAUCGACGCUCUCCAACGCAGAAGAUGUCGAUGCCAUGAUAUCCGCGCACCAGGCCUACAUAUCCUCAUUGAAAGAACAGUGCCUCCUAUCCGAGGACCUUGAACCAAUCCACGAGGCCGUCAUCAACAUCCUGGACCUCUGCAUCCAUUUCGCAGAUCUGCAGACCGCACGAGAUUUAGAGGAACAUCAUGAUAGCCGGAUAAGUACAUCACGCGGACAUGGCUUUGAAUCCGACUCAGAUGAGGAAGAUGAUAUUCAUGAGCAGACUCUGACGAUCUCAUUCCGUGAAUCGCCCUACAACCACCAGAUGCGAAACGUGGAGCGCCAGUUCGACCACCUGACUAGCUUCGUUGCGGAUGGAUUGAAGGGUGUUGCGCGAGUGGAGGGACUUCCGAGCUGGAAUAUCUUGGCAGAUCGGCUCGAAUGGAGGAAAGGCUGGUUGAAGUUGUAA